Molecule: messenger RNA, 419 nt
Organism: Marchantia polymorpha subsp. ruderalis
Lineage: Eukaryota; Viridiplantae; Streptophyta; Marchantiopsida; Marchantiales; Marchantiaceae
Source: the annotation of a GenBank genome assembly
AUGUACUAUGUUUUUCUCGAAUGUUUUAUUCACAAGUUACGGAACAAGUUGCAACGCUGGAUAACAUACGAGAAUCAUGGGGUAUCUCAGCUAUACGAAGACAACCAAAGUGGGUCUGCAGUGAUCGCAGGAGUUGCAUACGGAGGAUGUGCAAGGAAGAUAGUGCACAAGUUUCUCAGAAAUGUGGGCGAAGAGGAAACGUGCGGUGAUGUGCUGUUGAACCGAAGUAGCAACCAGAUCGAACAUUAUCCUCAUUUUCUCCUCCACGCUGUUUUAGAAGCGAACGUUCUUGUUGAUAGUAUAAAGUGUAGUGUGAAUCAAAAUUUUCAUAUUUCCACUGUCCCGGAAUCUCAUGAACACAUAUAAUGUAGUACAUGUAUUUACAUCUUAUGCCUCCAAUUUAUAAACACUACUGCUCU